Molecule: messenger RNA, 951 nt
Organism: Closterium sp. Naga37s-1
Lineage: Eukaryota; Viridiplantae; Streptophyta; Zygnematophyceae; Desmidiales; Closteriaceae
Source: the annotation of a GenBank genome assembly
AUGUCUGUCCCUGCAGAAACUAGGACCGCUGCGACCCCCCAGCGACCGGCGAUUCACAAUCGUGACCACGUUACCGUUGAAGACAUUGACGAUGUCUACGACUCUUCCGACGGCGACACCAACUCUUCCGACGACGACGACAGCGACGCGUUUUCCACGGCGUCAUACGAGGAUCUGACGAUCGAUAUCGAAUCGCUCAAACGCGACGCCUCAAGCAAGGUGUUUUCCCCUUCCGCCGACGCGGUCUCCGCUGCCCCCGCUUCUGUGCUGAUAUUCCGCAACAUCUGCUACUCCGUCUUUGUCAAGCAGCGCAAGGGGGAGCCUUCCGCUGCCGGCCCGCAAUUCGCGCGGCAGGACAGCACGCUUGCGAAUGUCCCUGGACUGCAGCCUCAGCAGGGGUUUCAGGAGGCUUCCGCGGCGCCAGCUGGUGCGCCCGGAGCGGAUGGAGUUGCAACCGGCGGCGAAACCAGCGCCGCGCCAGGCGGCGACAUGUUCGGCGGUUUGCGCAAGAAGCGCGUUCGGCGGCAGAUCCUAACGGGAGUGAACGGCGAAGCGCGUUCGGGGGAGGUGACCGCGAUCAUGGGCGCAAGCGGAGGCGGAAAGACGACGCUGCUGAACAUCCUGGCGCAGCGGAUCUCGUCGGGGCGGCGGAAGGGGACGGUGGAGCUAGACGGGGAGGAGGUGAGCGCAGCGAGGAUGCGGCGCGUCUCCGCGUACGUGAUGCAGGACGACGUGCUGUUUUCGUCGCUCACGGUGCGCGAAACCCUCAUGUACGCUGCGGAGUUGCGCCUGGAGCCGCGAUUUCCGCGACGCGAAAAAGAGGAUAAGGUCGCGCGGCUGAUCGACCUGCUUGGGCUGGCGAAAGUGGCGGAGACGCUGAUUGGCGGCGAAAAGAAAAGCCAUCAUAUCGUGUCCUUUGUCUCAUCGACAAGCUGCUUCUCUUGGGCGUAG